Molecule: messenger RNA, 1500 nt
Organism: Epinephelus lanceolatus (giant grouper)
Lineage: Eukaryota; Metazoa; Chordata; Actinopteri; Perciformes; Serranidae
Source: RefSeq, a predicted model, not a curated record
AUGCAGACACCAGCGGAGUCCAUCCUCCACAGCGGCUACUUCCACCCAACACUAAGAUACUGGCAGACCUGUGCCACUGAUUUAAGACCUGACAAUCUCAUCUACCCCAUCUUCAUCACAGACAGUGCAGAUGCAGUGGAGCCCAUUGGCAGCCUGCCGGGUCAGGCCAGAUAUGGGGUGAACAAGCUGGAGGGAAUGUUGCGGCCGCUUGUGGAGAACGGUUUGAAGUGUGUGCUGAUUUUUGGUGUCCCUGCAAAAAUAGAAAAGGACGACAGAGGUUCCGGUGCCGACACAGACGACACGCCGGCUGUACUGGCAGUGAAGAAGAUCCGAUCUCUGUUCCCGGAGCUGCUGGUGGCGUGCGAUGUCUGCUUGUGUCCCUACACAUCACAUGGACACUGUGGUAUUCUGAACGAUGACGGUACUCUGAACAAUGACGCCAGCUGUCUGCGUUUGGCGGAAGUGGCGCUGGCCUAUGCCCGAGCUGGCUGUCACAUCAUCGCUCCCUCUGAUAUGAUGGAUGGAAGAGUCAGAGCCAUCAAACAAGCCCUGAUAUCCAAUGGUUUGGGGAACAAGGUUUCAGUGCUGAGCUACAGUGCAAAGUUUGCCUCUUGUUAUUAUGGACCUUUCAGAGAUGCUGCUCAGUCCAAACCUGCGUUUGGGGACAGACGCUGCUACCAGCUGCCUCCUGGAGCGAGAGGACUUGCCAUUCGGGCUGUGGAUCGAGAUGUGAGAGAAGGAGCUGAUAUGCUGAUGGUGAAACCAGGUCUGCCUUAUCUGGACAUCGUGAGAGAAGUCAAGGACAAGUUCCCCACUCACCCCCUGGCGGUGUACAACGUGUCGGGGGAGUUUGCCAUGAUGUGGCACGGAGCGCAGGCCGGAGCGUUUGACCUGCGAGCCGCUGUGAUGGAGGCCAUGACUGCAUUCCGCAGGGCAGGUGCUGACAUCAUCAUCACCUAUUACACACCGCAGCUGCUCACCUGGCUGAAGGAGUAAAGAGCCAAAUAUCUGAGGCCAAAGGAUGCACGGACCUAGAGACGGACCUAGAGACGGACCAACAGGCAGACCCCUUUAAAAAGUGCAAACCUGCUGUUGACUCAAUCUAUUAAGAAACCAGUUUAUUUUUAGACCUUUAUUUUUCUGUUCAGCUUUGAGAUAAUAUCAGGUCGAUAGCAGCACUUAUCAUUUUUAAAGAGUUCUUUAUCCAAGGUAUAUUUUUCUGUUGAAGCUUUAAAGGGCUAACAGGGAACUGAACACAGAAUGUAAAUGCUGACAAUCUCGUUAGUUGUCGUCAAGCAGAAAGUGUCUCCUGUGUGUCACUGGGAUCAGCAUUAAAUGAAGUUAGUCAUCUCUUUUUACUAAUGUGAUUAUGGUAUGUAUAUUUGUAUGAAUCGUGGCCAUAAAAAUGUCUCAUAUCUAUGUUACUGCUGCCUCGGCUUUAGCGCUGUUGUCCUCUAACAAGCUCUUAUUGACCAGAGGGAAUAAAACCAUUUAAUCAGA